Messenger RNA from Bufo gargarizans (Asiatic toad), 3531 nucleotides. RefSeq lists its product as uncharacterized. The annotation marks the transcript as partial. Gene Ontology annotation, molecular function: nucleic acid binding; zinc ion binding. The transcript has 4 exons. Gene Ontology annotation, biological process: DNA integration. The record is from RefSeq and is a predicted model, not a curated record. NCBI's taxonomy places the organism in Eukaryota, Metazoa, Chordata, Amphibia, Anura, Bufonidae.
AUGGCAUUAGAAGAAACGCAGGCGGCGAUUGUCUCCCACGGAGAAGCUGUCCGAAAGGUCCUACAAGGCCAUAACUCCUAUAUUACUUCUGCUCUUCUCCACUUAGAAGACCAGGAGAAUAGAAGCAGGCGGAAGAAUGUCCGCAUAAGGGGGGUUCCUGAGACCGUGCCCCCUGGGGAGAUCUAUUUUGAGCGACAAUGUAACCUGCACCGAAUAGAUAGAGGAGAGUGGGUCGCAAUAUUGUCAGGCAAACUGUCAGGCAAAGCUUCUGAUGCUUUCCGGACCGUGCCAGAGCAGGAGAUCCAUAGCUACGCCAGGGUUAAAGAAGUGCUCCUGGCUCGUUAUGCAGUAACCCCGGAGUCCUACCGACAAAAAUUCAGGGACUCACGCAAAACCGCAAAAGACUCUUACGUGGAAUGGGCAUGCCAGUUAUCCCUGUCGGCCUCUAACUGGGUCAACAGCAGCCAGGCCACCACCGCAGAGAACAUUUUGCAACUAAUGCUCCUGGAACAAUUUUACGAUCACAUCCUGACGGAUGUCAAAGACUGGGUAAGAGAUCACCGGCCCAUGACUCUACCAGAGGCCGCUAAGUUGGCGGAUGAAUAUGCGGAUACUCGCAAGACGAACCCGGUCACACCACAGGUACAACCUCCACAACCAACGGUGCCCUCAUACCCACCCGCCGCUAGAUACCAACCUCCUAACAGACCGGUGACAUCUAGCCCUCGCUAUCCACGCCAGGAGGACAAUGAACAACGCUGCUUCCGGUGCAAACAGCUGGGUCACUACAAGCAGAAUUGCCCCAUGGACAACAACACCAGGUCAAAUUGGUCUCGACCUGGGUACCGCCCCCCAGCAGCAGCCCAUUGUGUAGACUCGGCUUGGGAUCCCCAGGAACUGGGUCAGGAAGAACCAUUGGGCACCCUUUACGAAGCCCUCAUGGUACAAUCUGUUAUUACGGACAACAGGAAACACCAUUGUCAGCUGGUCAUGGUUAACGGAAAAACCGCCCGGGGAUUGAGAGACAGUGGGGCAACCAUCACGUUGGUACAAAGACACCUUAUUAAGGCAUCAGAGAAACCGGGGAAAUCAAUUGCUGUAAGCCAACCCAACCUACCCUUGACUGUAGAACCCCUACCCUGGGACACCCCAGAGGACUUUGGGCGGGAGGCGACCGGAGACCCUUCCCUCAGAAAGUAUCGAGAGAAAGCCAGGAGGGGCCAAGGGGGAUUAGAGAAGGAGCAAUUUAUCUGGGAGAACGGCCGCUUGUACAGGCUCACCGAGACCCGGGGUAAUGCACCAGGGCCUAAGCAAAAACGCCAGCUGGUAGUUCCCCGGAAAUACCGGCAGGACUUAUUGAGGAUUGGGCACGACGUACCCUUGGCAGGCCAUUUGGGAAUACGCAAGACAGGGUAUCGGGUAACCCAGAACUUCUUCUGGCCUGGGGUAUCCGACGACGUCAGGGCGUAUUGUCAAACGUGCGAGGUAUGCCAACGUAUAGGUAAAAAGGGAGACCACCCAAAGGCUAAACUAGUUUCCAUGCCCAUUAUUGAAGAACCGUUCACAAGGGUAGCCGUGGACAUUAUAGGGCCCCUGGCCCAACCUAGCCGUUCCGGCAAGCGGUAUAUACUCACCAUAGUAGACUACGCCACCCGUUACCCCGAAGCGGUAGCUCUCUCUAACAUACAGGCUGAGACCGUAGCAGAGGCCCUAGUUAAAGUAUUUUCCCGAGUAGGCUUUCCCAAGGAGGUUCUGUCCGACCAAGGUACCCAAUUCACAGCCGAGGUAACCCAGCAGAUAUGGAAAACCUGUGGAGUUAAAUCCCUGACUAGCUCCCCAUACCAUCCCCAGACUAACAGCCUGUGCGAACGCUUCAACGGAACGCUAAAGCAAAUGUUGAAGUCGUUCACGGGGGCAUACAAGGAUUGGGAGCGAUUCCUGCCACACCUUCUCUUUGCCUACCGAGAGGUGCCGCAGGAAUCGACCGGAUUCUCACCCUUCGAACUUCUCUAUGGGAGGCGGGUGAGGGGGCCCUUAGAUCUCAUCAAGGAUCACUGGGAGGGGCAGACAGAGAUUGAGGGGACCCCGGUUGUACCUUAUGUCCUGGAGCUGAGGGACCGCAUGGAGGAAUUAGCCCAGACAGUGCGAGAGAACCUCCGGGCGGCCCAGCAGCGCCAGAGGGUAUGGUAUGACCGACGGGCUAGGCACCGGAGCUUUCAGAUAGGCCAAAAGGUCAUGGUAUUAAGACCGGUCCGAACAGACAAGCUCCAGGCCGCCUGGCAGGGCCCCUAUAAAGUUAUAGGACAGAUAUGCGACACGACCUACACGAUAGCCAGCUGCGAGGAUGAAGAUGUGAAACGAACCUUUCACAUCAACAUGCUCAAGGCCUAUCAGGAACGGGAAAUAGAUGAGAUGCUUCAGCUAGGCGUAAUCGAGCCCUCAGAAAGUCCUUGGGCCUCGCCGGUAGUGUUAGUGCCAAAGAAGGAUGGGACAACCCGCUUCUGUGUAGAUUACCGGCGCCUCAACGACAAGACAGUUACAGACGCCUAUCCGAUGCCACGGAUGGAUGAGCUGCUUGACCGUAUCUCUGCAGGAAAGUAUCUGACCACAAUAGACCUAUGCAAGGGAUAUUGGCAGAUUCCCCUAGCAGAAGAUGCCAUACCCAAGUCGGCCUUCAUCACCCCGUUCGGCCUAUACCAAUUCCGGGUUAUGCCGUUCGGGAUGAAGAACGCCCCGGCCACCUUCCAACGGAUGGUGGAUCAGUUACUUGGGGGUCUCCAGAGCUUUGCAUGCGCUUACCUGGAUGACAUCGCCAUCCACAGCGAUACCUGGGAAGCGCACCUAGAGCACAUAGGGGUAGUAUUAGAUAGGAUCAGGGGGGCCGGGCUGACCCUGAAACCCGACAAAUGUCACUUGGGUAUGGCGGAGGUACAAUAUUUGGGCCACCGAGUAGGAUGUGGUAAGCAACGGCCGGAGCCGGCUAAGAUCGAGGCCGUUGCCAAUUGGCCCACUCCCCACACCAAGACACAAGUCAUGGCUUUCUUAGGCACAGCCGGCUAUUACAGACGCUUUGUACCCGACUAUAGCGCCCUGGCCAAACCCCUGACCGACUUGACCAAAAAGAAGCUACCCCGACAAGUCCUGUGGUCCCCGGAAUGCGAGGUGGCUUUCCAAGCACUAAAGACUGCUCUGGUUAAUGCUCCGGUGUUGGUUACCCCAGAUCCUAACAAAAGAUUUAUUGUCCACACGGACGCUUCAAUGUUUGGACUGGGGGCAGUACUAAGCCAGAUCGGGGAGGAUGGAGGUGAGCACCCGGUGGCAUACCUGAGUCGGAAGCUGUUGCCAAGGGAGGUCAGCUAUGCCACCAUUGAAAAAGAGUGUUUGGCCUUGGUGUGGGCACUCAAAAAGCUCACACCUUACCUUUAUGGCCGGGCGUUCACUCUCAUCACCGAUCACAACCCCUUGGUGUGGCUUAACCGGGUUUCAGGGGACAACGCCCGUUUGCUACGCUGGAGCUUGGCCUUACAGCCC